CACGAAGUAGACUUUUUAGUCUUUCCGUAGUUUUAAUAGUUUUUAUUAUAACUCAUCUACUCCACUUAGAGUCUAAAAAUUUCCUUUUUAUUUCCCUAACCUAACCUUUCACUUGGAUGAUUUUACAUUUGAAAUAAACUUUGCAGUUCUAAUGUUCGUAUUGUAAUCAUAGUGUCAGAAUAUCAUUUUCUAUAUUAUUGUAAGUAGUAAGCGAGUGAUUAUAGGUACCAGACGCUGAUUGGCUGAGACGUACCACGUGACUAAAUAUGACGUAGUUGUAGGGGCAUGUCUUCAGGGACUUUAGUUGCUAAGGAGAUGACGUCAUUGGGAAAACCCCGGGGAAAUCCUUGAUGACGUCACUUUGUCGUCAUUUUGGGAAAGUAGUAGUAAGCGAGUGUUUAUAGGUACCUGGACCCCGUUUCUCAAAAAUUCGUUGAUUAACGUAAACAUUAAAAUUUAACGAUUUGAUAACGUAAAAAAUAACGUUUUCGUUAAAGUGUUUCUCAAAAGCACUCGUUAACUUAACAUGUUAACUUUCAAACGUUAUUUAACGCUUGACUUUUACGUGUGAUUAGCCCUAGAUACAUUUUCUUCCGGUUGGCCAUUCACAUGCGCAACGCGAACUUGACCUCAACAUGGCUGAACAUGGAUAAACAAAUCUAAAGAAAUAGUCGUCUGCAAUCUUUCGCGGUAAGUUUUUAUCAAUUAAGUUUCUUGACUGAUGGCAAUGGAGGAUAAAAAAACAAGGAAACCUAAAUGGGGAGACAGGGAAAUGACAAUCUUUUGUCAAUCAGUGGCUGAUAAUUACCGGAUAAUAAAAGGAAAGUUUUCGCCGUCCCUGACUCGUGAAAAAAAAAAUGGCAGUAUGGCGUGAAAUUUCUAAAAAAGUAAACGCAGUAACUGUGUUCAAACCCUGGAGAAAGUGAAAAAAAGGUGGCAGGAUGCCCAAACCGCUGUCAAAAAAAAGAGAGUGACAGGAAGAAAGAGAUGAAUGGUACUGGUGGUGGUUCUGAGCCAGAUAUUUACUUCCGUAAAUGGGAGCUGAUAGUUCUUGAUACUCUAUCGCCUGCUGCUAUUGUAGGGAUAGAGGGAGCUGUAGAUACAAGUUGCCGCCAACCCAUGUUGAGUUUGGCUCCACCAAAAAAUGAUGCAACAUAUUUUAUGCCUGAAGAAGGUGAAAUAACCAUUGAAGAAAAGGCUGUCAAUGUGUUACCAGAAGGAGAGGUAGAGAAAGAUAGUCCAUCACCAGAACAGUUUCAGGAAAUUUCUAAACCAAAGAGGAAGAGUUUAGGUGAGUGUUUUCCAUAUUAA
Messenger RNA from Lottia gigantea (owl limpet), 1311 nucleotides. RefSeq lists its product as hypothetical. Lineage: Eukaryota; Metazoa; Mollusca; Gastropoda; Lottiidae. The record is from RefSeq and is a predicted model, not a curated record. Bases 988 to 1311 code for a protein of 107 amino acids. The transcript has 8 exons.